Molecule: messenger RNA, 2018 nt
Organism: Suillus discolor
Lineage: Eukaryota; Fungi; Basidiomycota; Agaricomycetes; Boletales; Suillaceae
Exons: 3
Coding region: 349-1803 (484 amino acids)
Source: RefSeq, a predicted model, not a curated record
GCGGUGUAUAAAGGACGUAAUACGCCCGGAUUAUCAUGCGCCAUGAAUAAUGCCGUCUAAAUUAGUGCAUAACACACUGCGGCCCAGGGGGUGCUAGUAGCAGCAUGCUGCUGUGACAAAAUAUGACUGACCACAGCAUAACUAAGGGACUGAUGUGAAGACAAAAUGACUACCGACACGCCUACAUGCGGUCCGCAGUGUGAUCUGUGAGGCGAGUUGGAACGCUACCGCAGCGUGCCUCCGACGCCGCCUUAAUGGACGUCACGAGGCAGGAAUGAACAUGCUUCUACCACAUGGCAUAGCCCUUCAAUAUGUAGUGAACGUUUGUUACCUGCGACCAAUAUUACCAUGAACCUGUCAACCUACGGGUUCUUACCAUCUAAAGGCUUCACUGUGCCCAUUACCCUUGUUAGCGCUAGCUUCCCAUUCCUCAUGUGUUGGUGGUUACGCCGACCUCGCGCGUUCUUUGUUUGGCUGAAAUCUCUGCGUUUCUUCCGCGACACUAAGACGGAAGAACGACUGCUUGAGUGGAAGAAGAAAUGGGAGGAAGAAGAGAAGAAGCGUAUAUCACUAGAGGACAGGCUGAAGAAACUUGAGCUGGAGCAUCAAGUUUCAACCCAAGACAAGGGUGGCCUGAAAACGGAAAAUAUCCGGCUUACGACCAUCCUGAAAAAAGCCAGCAAGGAAGCCGAUGAAAUUCAGGCCAGGUUACUACAAGAGCAGAACGAGAGAGAAAAGGUCCAGCAAGAACGCUCCAAGCUUCAAGACGCCAAUCAAAAGCUGCAGCAAGAUCUCAGUUCAUACCAGCAGCAGUUAUUGUUGCGAGAGAGCGAAAAAAAGGCCUUGAAAAACGAGCUGCAGGCCCUACAGAUCAAGUUCAACGAUCAAACCACACUUCUUAACGACCGUACACGGGAACUGCGGGGUGCACAGGCAUUCUUGAGCACAGCCGACACUCUCUCAGGAGCGGAAGUCAUCAGACUGGUAGAUGAACUCAACCAAGAGAUCAUGCAGACGGCAGCUUUCAUCUCGGACUCCUUCGAUUUCGCUCGCAAGCCUGAACACAGAGACGAGAUCAAGGAAGCCAGUGCGCGAACCGGUGAACUGAUUGGACCUGCCAUGACGUCACUCCUGGGCACCGUGCAGCACGGGGAAGACCCUCUCUUGAUCCAGAUCGCAUUGCAGGCCGCCACAGUCGAGUUCUCUCGCUGGAUCAUAAUGACCUGGGACUUUGACGGCUUACAGGCUGAGCAACCACUGGCAGAGAUCUAUGGUGACGUUCGGGAGACAGAAAGCCAGGCAGUCAGCGGCCGAUGGCGCGCUUUGACUCGAUCCCAUGCGCAGAAGGUUGCUCUGCAGGAGACGGACGUGCACUCAACAAUGGUUGCACAUAUCAGCGACACCCUCGUGGUCGUGAUGAUUGCGGCUGGUUGCACCAAGAACUACGAAGAUGUGUAUCGCGACUUCACCAUGAAGUUUGGCGAACGCGUGUCGAACAUUGUCCGCAUGGCAACAAGGCUUAACAGAGCCAUGGGUGAGGAAGUCACAUCGGCAGAUCUCUGGCCUACCCAUGCUGCGGCUGGUGAGAGGUUCGACACGGAAUCGAUGAAGGACUUUGACGAGGGGAGUGGGGCGCAAUCCGGUGUGGUUUUGUGCACGACUGCGCUUGGUUUGCAGAGGUCAGAGAAGGUUGGAAACGGGGAAGGCGCAGAGAACAGGAUGUUCACACUGGCGAAACCCAAGGUUGCGCUUGAAGCUAUUGCAGAUGGGAUGGAGAGGGAGGCGGAGUUGUCGGGAGACUAAUUUACUUCCAGGACUGUGUCACCACGUAUUCUAUUCGUUUGAUUUUUGUUCGUCAUUACUCUAAAUCAUUUUCUCGCUCCACAAACGACUCGAGCAUGUACGCGGUUCACUGCCUUCAAUGACGAUGCCAGCAAUUACGGCCAGUAAACUGUCAACUAGACAAAAGCCUUUAGUGGCAGACUGGCAGUGGAAGUUCAAAAGGUCGUGCUUAUGAA